This is a messenger RNA of Nylanderia fulva, 1246 nucleotides long. NCBI's taxonomy places the organism in Eukaryota, Metazoa, Arthropoda, Insecta, Hymenoptera, Formicidae. The record is from RefSeq and is a predicted model, not a curated record.
UCGACAAUACGAGAAAUAAAUUUACAUUAAACAUUCGCGAUAUACUUGUAUGUACGCGAAUACGAUCAUGCAGAAAAAAAUAACACUAAGAAAAACGAUUGCUAUUGUGAAGUUGAGUUUAUUUGUUAUAUGGUUUUUGCCGCUACCGCUAGAUGCAAGUAAACGUAAAAUAUUGUGCAUGAAGUUGUAUCAAUAUGUCUCUAUAUUACUGACUAUAACCGUAAUAGCGUCAAUGGUAUAUGCCGUUAUGAAGAAUCUACAUGAUCCCGAGUUAGUCAUCAAAUCGUCAUUGGGUUUGUUUCCUUGCUUUCAUGUUAUCUGGAAUAUUCUGUGUCGCGUGGCUAUUUAUCAACGUUUACAAUACGUCACUUUCAAAAUGGAAAAUUUUUGCGCGCUGAUCAAAACUCGUGAAGAAGAGAUUGUUCAGCAAAACUAUAUUGAUAAAUGUGCCAACUUUUAUGGCUUUUGUAUAUCAUCAUUCUAUAUGAGUGUUUUCGCCCUUUUUGUGGGACCUAUCGUGCUAGAUCAACCGCUUCCGGCACCUGCUGAGUUUCCAUUCGACGCCUCUCGUCAACCGUUAAGGGCUAUUACAUAUUUGCAUCAAGUUGUGGUUGGUCUGCAAAUAGCUGCACAUUUGUCUGUAAAUGCUUUCAUGGCCUUUUUGCUGUGGUUGGCAUCAGCGAGGUUUAAAUUGUUAAUUGAGGAUUUAAGGACAAUUGCAAACAUCUAUGAUUUCAUGAAGUGCAUAGAGAAGCAUCAACAAUUACUCGAGUACGCAAAAGAAGUAACUCUUACAGUUCGUCCUUUUGCAUUGGGAACCAUAUUUUUCAGUACUAUAGCUUUAAUAGUAUUCGGCCUUAUUUUUAUUACAGGAGCAUCAUUAACAUUGAAAAUCCAGUGUGUCUUUUUAGCAGUUAGUGCAUUAUUGGAAGUGUUUAUGUAUGCGUGGCCAGCGGAACACUUGAUUCACAUAAGUAAUAAUAUCGCACAAAUAGCUUUUGAAACAAAUUGGUAUGAUGAAUCCGAAGAUUUUCGAAAAAAUUUACAAAUGAUAAUAUUAAGAAGCCAGAAACCAAUACUUGUAAUAUUGCCUUGUGGCUUACCUUCAUUAUCUUUACAUUAUUACGCAUCGUACCUUUCAACUAUAUUUUCCUACUUCACUACAAUGCGAAUGAUGUUCGAUGAACAAAAAAAUGGAGCAUAAACAGAACAGCGUAUUUUAAUAAAGAUUUAAUGAAAAACAAUU